AUGUCACUCAGCACAUCCUCGGCCGAGCCUUCAAUCCCGGGCUCUUGGAACGACACUUCCCAAGUCACGGUAGGAUGGACGGGGGGUGGUUCGGGACGCGGCAGUAUCGAUGUUCUCUGGUCCUGCUGUGUCACCAUUAUCUUAUGUUGUUGGGUUUCCACCUUCCCUAGUGUCCCCUCAUUGAACGACAAAUGGUUCCAUCCUCUGGUAGACAAGUUCAACCUUGCAUGCAUUGGCUUCCUCGGCCCGAAUUACCUUUUCGCAAUUGCACUUGGACAGCUGUCAAGCGCAAGACGGAGCGUCAAGUUGUUUGCCCAGUUGCCUCACCCCAACCAUGACGGGGAAUGGACACUGGUUCAUGGCUUCUUUGCGGAUAUGGGCGGCUUUCUCCUCGCCGACCCCGACUAUCCCCCUUUCCCCGUCAAUUCCGAGCAGCUGUACUAUCUUGUCCGAAACGGCCAUAUGGACUUCCCGAGUCUGACCAAGGUUGAUAUCAAAGCACGAAGUCAAACUGAUGGCUUAUCAAAAGUCAUUACGCUGUGGCAGAUGUUCUGGUUUUCUGUGGCGGAACUCCAGCGUCUUAGAGAGGGUUUGCCCAUGACCACUUUUGAGUUGACCGCCCUCUCCUUCGCGCUCACCAUGCUCAUUACAUCGCUGUGCUGGUUCUUCAAGCCAACCAUCAAUCAGCCCACCAUACUGCACCUGAAGCACGGCAGGAGUGUCCAGAGUAUUCGGUCUAUUGCUAGGAACUCGACCCACCCCGAUCUUCCCUCCACUUGGUACCGCACGCCGCUUGACUUUAUCUCUCCCUCCCGCCGAUUCCGCAUCGACGUCCAUUGGUCCUACUACGCCCAGCUCACCUACAUGGUCCACUUACCCUUGUUCGGGCGAGAGAUCAAGACACGACCCUGGGAUCGACUGCCAUCCGACGCAUGGCUGGUCAUUGAUCGGGACUUGCUUGCCCCGGGAUUUGUGGUCGUCGCGGCUUCCAGCUUGGCGCCCCUAGCGGCGUGGAGCUUUUACUUCCCCACCGAGGCAGAAAAGAUGGCGUGGCGUGCGUGCAGCAUAUACCACGCGGCAUUCUCUAUCGCGGUCUGCGCAUACUAUAUUUAUGUGGCCACUCAAGCCCCGGGCGGGGCCCUCCCUAGCAAGGUUCAGGUUGUUUAUGACAUCGAGGCUGUCCAGUUGACACCGAACGGAGCUUUCGCCAGGUCGAAAGCGGUGAUCCAAGCAUGCAGUGACUGGCUAAGACGCUGGCGAAACAUCUCCCCGGAUGGCGACCCGGACAUGGAGCUUGACUUCUUCGCAGCCUCUCUACCGCUAGUGGGGACUUUCCUCUUCAUAUGCUGUCGUCUGUUUUUCUACGUGGAAUGUUUUGCUUCAAUACGGCAGCAGCCUGCAGGGGUAUACAAGGCCGUGAACAAAUAUGUUCCCUUUCUUUAG
Molecule: messenger RNA, 1443 nt
Organism: Canariomyces notabilis
Lineage: Eukaryota; Fungi; Ascomycota; Sordariomycetes; Sordariales; Chaetomiaceae
Exons: 5
Coding region: 1-1443 (480 amino acids)
Source: RefSeq, a predicted model, not a curated record